This is a messenger RNA of Trichophyton verrucosum HKI 0517, 918 nucleotides long. RefSeq lists its product as uncharacterized. The record is from RefSeq and is a predicted model, not a curated record. NCBI's taxonomy places the organism in Eukaryota, Fungi, Ascomycota, Eurotiomycetes, Onygenales, Arthrodermataceae. Bases 1 to 918 code for a protein of 305 amino acids. The transcript has 2 exons.
AUGUCCUCGCGGGCGCUUCCAUCCGCGGAGUCAGCAACGUUCCUUGAGUCCUCAUACUUCUCCCGCAAUGGCGCAGAGGCUGCGUUGCCGUCACCCGCCAAUGUACGUGAGCAAAGUGUGCUACAAGGGCCCGCAUCACAGGCCAAAAGAGACUAUGGUUUCAAGCCGGUUCGCUACGAGCAUCUGGGCUUAAUUGUCAAGUACGGACGUGCUCCAGAGGUGACCGUUGCCGAGGGCCAGUUACUCUGGGCGUUGCGCCGGACCUUGCCCACGGUGCCUGUCCCUGAAGUGUACGGAUGGACUCAUGAUAACGGUCAAGUCUUCAUAUAUAUGGAGCUGAUAAAGGGUGUUACGCUUGAACAGCGGUGGGGGUUUCUAGGCCCGGCUGAGCGAGUAGCGAUAUGUGAGCAGCUUCGGGAGAUUAUUCUUGACUACCGCAGGCUACAGCAUGCACCGGGUGAUUUCUUCCUAGGACACGUUAACCGUGAGCCCCUUGGUGAUAUUAUUUUCACCAGUGGUAAUCUUCCUCCCGCUGGACCAUUCUACUCCGUCACUGAGCUUCACGACUGGAUAUCAACAGUACUCAAGAUGAAAGUUCAGCCUUAUCACUGGCAAGGCAAAGAACUGUCUGAAAUCCCAGACCCUUAUCGAAGCAGGCUGCCAGACGAUGCAAAGGUUGUCUUUACGCACGGCGACCUCCAUCCAAGCAAUAUUAUGGUCUCGGAAGUAACAAAUAAAAUAAUCGCGGUUAUUGACUGGCGGCAAUCAGGCUGGUAUCCUGAUUACUGGGAGUAUUGCAAAGCGGACUACACGGCCGAAAUCAAUGGCGAAUGGGCGACCACCUAUAUUCCUAUCUUUCUUAAAGAACCCGAAUGUCUCGACGCCUGGGACUUUUAUCCGAGGUCCUUUGGAUACUGA